Messenger RNA from Selaginella moellendorffii, 1564 nucleotides. Its product is annotated as shikimate O-hydroxycinnamoyltransferase. The transcript is spliced from 3 exons. The coding region runs from base 13 to 1296 and encodes 427 amino acids. The record is from RefSeq and is a predicted model, not a curated record. Lineage: Eukaryota; Viridiplantae; Streptophyta; Lycopodiopsida; Selaginellales; Selaginellaceae. Gene Ontology annotation, molecular function: acyltransferase activity, transferring groups other than amino-acyl groups.
AUAGCCAAGAGAAUGGGAGCUCUGUGGGGAGUCGAUCUGAAGUCCACCUCUGUUAUCGUCCCGGCAUCUCCAACACCAAUUCAGGAACGACGUUUUCUUUCGAAUUUAGAUCAAGUGUUUACAGGCCAGUGGUACAUGAACACGGUGUGGUACUUCAAGCCAGCUUCGGGUCAUUUGAUUCAAGACCAGGAUGCUUUUUUCAAAGGAUUGAAGGACUCAUUGUCGAGGUUAUUGAUUUACUAUCCAGCUCUCGCGGGGAGGCUGGUGAAGAACGAGAAUAACAGGUUCGAAGUCGAGCUGAAUGACAAGGGAGUUAUUUUUCGCGAGGCAGUUACCGAGGCAAGAUUCGAUGACUGGGAAGACAUCAAGGAUUGCACAAUAGAAGCCAAGCUGACAUUUGAAGAUACAAUCAUAGCGGACUACAACACCGCUCCACUCAUACGAACUCAGGCUACCCUCUUCAAGUGCGGAGGGAUCGCUCUGGGAUUUAGUAUGGCCCAUGCAAUUCACGAUGGCUGGGCUGCGAUGGAGUUUGUGAAAUCAUGGUCGGAACUUCAUAUGCAUCUUCCAGUGUCAACUCCGCCAGUGUUUGCAAAUCACCUGAUGAAAGCCAGAGAUCCACCAGCGGUGAGUGUUCCCAUUAAGGACUACAUUUCAGUUCCAAAGGUUGAAGGGUCUCUCAGCAGCAACUAUCAGAUCUUUGAGGAAGGAGCUCCAUUGCCAUUCCAAGCUAUCACCUUCAGGUUCACAGCUCAACAGGUGGACGAAAUCAUCCAGGAGGUCAGAACCGGUCCUUGGAAAGUCGAAGCCUCCAGCUUCGUUGCAAUGGCGGCAUUCACCUGGAAGGUGAUGACCGAAGCCAGAGAGCUCCCGGACGACACCACAACUCGGUAUGUCUACCCGAUAAGCUGCAGACAGCGCUGGCAACCACCUCUUCCUCGCGGCUUCUUUGGAAACACGGCUCAUCUUUCGUCAUUAGCAGCGAAAGCCGGGGACAUCAAGAACAAGCACGUCUCCUACGCUGCAAAACUCAUCUACGACGACCUCUUAGCCACAACGACGGAGUAUCUCAAGUCGGUGAUAGACUGGAUGGAGAUUGAGCUUCAGAAGAACGACAGAGACAUCGGUUUUGCCUGCGACUUCUACUCUGGAGCCGACGUGCAGAGCACGAGUAUGGUCAACUUCCCGAGCUCCAGAAGGUGGAAGAAACCGACUUGUUCCCAUCUACAUGAAGAGACUUGCGAUGAAGAACUUGUUCCGAAACGAGCUCUUUCGAAGGUUCCAGCCCGAUCUUAAAGACUAUAGCUACUACAACGAUUGAGAACAACAGACUAAGAGGUACGUAUUUGGAUUGGACACUGACGAUGUGCCACGUUUAUAACUUUGUACAUGGGGUGGUCGAAGCUGGGAGGAGCUUGGAGAGCUAGGUGGAAGUGAUGCGACAAAAAAUGGGAAUAGCUUGGACUUUCUCGUGUGUUCUUCGCUCCCUGGAAUUGCAUCAACUGGGUCCUUGUUUGGGUACUCACAAGCUUAGGUCGCAGGGAUUAAAAUAUCUGGCAGGCUG